This is a messenger RNA of Sphaerodactylus townsendi, 3348 nucleotides long. It is a transcript of the gene RBBP5, whose product is annotated as RB binding protein 5, histone lysine methyltransferase complex subunit. Gene Ontology annotation, molecular function: protein binding. Bases 255 to 1874 code for a protein of 539 amino acids. Gene Ontology annotation, cellular component: Set1C/COMPASS complex. The transcript is spliced from 14 exons. NCBI's taxonomy places the organism in Eukaryota, Metazoa, Chordata, Lepidosauria, Squamata, Sphaerodactylidae. The record is from RefSeq and is a predicted model, not a curated record.
CGAACAGAGGCUGGUGAGAAAUAAGGAAAAUGCCAGAUAUUUCAUCAGGCAGAGCGCUUGCUACCCCUUUGACGUGAGGACCCGUGGGUCCUUGGUUGAGGAGCGGGACCGCAAUCAAGGACCCAGAGGUCCUAACACCAAAGGGGUAACGAAUGCGGUGCCUGAUGAAAUAGCUGGCAAUUUCCUCGUUUCUCACCACCCUCUGUUCGCCAGAGUGGUCCUUGGUGCUUGCCUCCGCAGAGAGAGUGACCAAGAUGAACCUGGAGCUGCUCGAAUCCUUCGGGCAGAACUAUCCAGAGGAAGCUGAUGGAACACUGGACUGUAUUAGUAUGGCCCUCACCUGUACUUUUAACAGGUGGGGUACUCUUCUAGCAGUGGGAUGUAAUGAUGGCCGAAUUGUCAUCUGGGACUUCUUGACUAGAGGCAUUGCUAAAAUCAUAAGCGCCCAUAUCCAUCCAGUCUGUUCAUUAUGUUGGAGUCGGGAUGGCCACAAAUUGGUGAGUGCAUCAACUGAUAAUAUGGUAUCUCAGUGGGAUGUACUGACUGGUGAUUGUGACCAGAGGUUUCGGUUUCCAUCUCCUAUCCUGAAGGUCCAGUACCACCCCCGAGAUCAGAACAAAGUAUUGGUAUGUCCCAUGAAGUCUGCCCCAGUCAUGCUAACAUUAUCUGACUCAAAACACGUCAUUCUUCCAGUGGAUGAUGAUUCUGAUCUAAAUGUAGUGGCUUCUUUUGACCGGCGUGGGGAAUAUAUUUAUACAGGGAAUGCCAAAGGGAAGAUUUUGGUGUUGAAGACAGACACCCAGGAUCUUGUUGCGUCUUUCAGAGUAACGACAGGCACAAGCAACACAACAGCUAUUAAAUCCAUUGAAUUUGCUCGGAAAGGAAGUUGCUUCCUAAUAAAUACAGCUGAUCGAAUAAUUAGAGUGUAUGAUGGCCGGGAAAUCUUGACUUGUGGUAGAGAUGGAGAGCCAGAGCCAAUGCAGAAACUUCAGGACUUAGUGAACAGGACACCUUGGAAGAAGUGCUGUUUCUCUGGUGAUGGGGAAUAUAUUGUCGCAGGGUCAGCACGUCAGCAUGCUUUAUACAUCUGGGAGAAGAGCAUUGGAAACCUAGUGAAAAUCCUUCAUGGCACCAGAGGGGAGCUGUUGCUGGAUGUAGCAUGGCAUCCUGUCCGGCCUAUCAUCGCUUCCAUUUCUAGUGGUGUGGUAUCCAUUUGGGCUCAAAAUCAAGUGGAAAACUGGAGUGCCUUUGCACCUGAUUUUAAGGAGCUGGACGAAAAUGUAGAAUAUGAAGAGCGAGAAUCUGAGUUUGACAUAGAAGAUGAAGAUAAGAGUGAACCAGAACAGACAGGUGCUGAUGCAGCGGAGGAUGAAGAAGUGGAUGUAACUAGCGUAGAUCCCAUUGCUGCUUUCUGUAGCAGCGAUGAAGAACUGGAAGACUCCAAAGCUUUGUUGUAUUUGCCUAUUGCUCCUGAAGUGGAAGACCCAGAAGAAAACCCCUAUGGCCCUCCACCAGAUGCGGUACAGACUGCUAUACCCGAUGAAGGGAUAGGCUCUGAAAAGAAGAGGCAGUCAAUAUCUGAUGGGCCUCAGCCACCAAAGAAGAAACCCAAAACAACAAAUAUAGAACUCCAGGGAGUACCUAAUGAUGAAGUUCAUCCGCUGCUGGGUGUGAAGGGAGAUGGUAAAUCCAAGAAGAAGCAAGCAGGCAGGCCUAAAGGAUCAAAAGGUAAAGAGAAAGAUUCUCCAUUUAAACCGAAACUCUACAAAGGGGACAGAGGUUCUUUACCUCUGGAAGGAGCAGCGAAGGGCAAAGUGCAGGCGGAGCUGGGACAGCCCUUGCCAGCCGGUGGUGGGAUCUCAGAACUCCUAUGAAGACAUCCCCAACCCUGUCUACCCUUUAUUUCCUGUCUUGCCACCAUAAUGUGGAGUAAGAUCAAGAUGGUCAAACAGAUAAUAAACUGACCUUAAGUUAAUAUGGUAAGGACAAGAAACCGUGUUGCCUAUGGAUACAGGGAACGAUUUUUUAAGAGAUGCAAAAAUUAUGGAGGAGGGAAAUUUGCUCCCUCUGAACCUCUCUUCUCACUAACAGUGAAAGAAGGUGCGGACUCUCAGGAAAGAAGGUUUGUACAGAACCUGGUGGAACUGCUUUUUGUUUAGAAUUUUCUAAUCAUAAAGAAACCUGACACAGGACAAGGAGAUCACUGAGCUGCCAAACUGAGGUCUUGCAUUCUGUUUUAUAUAUUCUGAUUCUGAGAACGAUUAAUCCAGAUAUUUUUGUUGCCCCAAAUACUGUCCCACUGCUGUGGAUCCCAAGUACAUUUUUAUUGCGCUGUUGCUAGUUGAAGUAGAGUAUUGUAUGCACCACUAUUUUAUUACCCACUCUGGCUUGCAAUAGUUGAUAGAUGUUCUGUUAAUGCUGAGGUACCCUUUGUAUAACUUUGAAGGGUGAUUGCCUACCUAGUUGCCUUUCUACUUGUGCAGGUUUGGAAUGGACACUUGGGAUCGAGAAGCCUGCAGGUAACAGGUAUUCAGUGCAAGAACUGAGGGGUGGGAGAGGGUGAUAAGCAGCCAUAUAUCAAGACAGAGCAGGGAAGGCCUUGGAUAUGGCAUGCAGCAGAAGCACAAGUGGCUUUCCAAUUUCAUUAUGUUUGUGCAUCUCAUGCACACUGUAGAAAUGCACACAUUUCCUGUGGGAUACACUCGGUCAUUCUAAACUUUGGGAUGUAUAUACAAGGUCAUAGCAAUCUCAUAAUUUUAAGAAAAUUAUUUUCCACUUCAGAAUAGAAGAGUAAAGGCCCUUUUCUCCAGGUCUACAAAAUAAUUUAACAAAACCCAGAAGAAUGUAUUCAUUAGGAGCUACCAAGGUCUGAAGAGGUUCAAGUGUUGAAGAAUGGAUGCUUAAUUUCCAGCUGCAAAUAAGUGCUUUGGUUUUAGUGCUUUUCCUUUCUGCAUGUUGUUUCCCAAGGCCUCUCUUUCUCUCAUGAAACCGUGACUUUGUCCUCCAUGUGUUAAUGUAAAUUUAAUGAUAUCCCUGACCUCAGCCAUUCUUUCUCUAAUCCUGCCACCUGCAGUCUGCCGGUUCAUCAAAGACCUGAAGGCUGCCUGGGCAACAGUUGCUGUUCUACAUGGGGAGGGGGGUGGUGUUGGGGGGGGGGCGUUAUGGAAUCCAUCAUUCUUCUACCAGAUCCUCCAUUUCAUUUUCUUUCAUAUUUUAAGAAUUAUUUAGAUACUCCUGUAAUUUGUACAAAAUGGGACAGAUGACAAUUGCCUGCUAGUUAUUUGUAAAUUGCUGCUGUGAUGUUAGCCUUUGUGUUUGUAAAUAAAGAGGUAUGUUUUAUUUCUUAAA